This is a messenger RNA of Dioszegia hungarica, 1647 nucleotides long. RefSeq names its product pyridoxal phosphate-dependent transferase. Gene Ontology annotation, biological process: L-glutamate catabolic process. The transcript has 13 exons. Bases 1 to 1647 code for a protein of 548 amino acids. Gene Ontology annotation, cellular component: cytosol. Gene Ontology annotation, molecular function: glutamate decarboxylase activity; pyridoxal phosphate binding. Lineage: Eukaryota; Fungi; Basidiomycota; Tremellomycetes; Tremellales; Bulleribasidiaceae. The record is from RefSeq and is a predicted model, not a curated record.
AUGUCGCUCGCACGACACGUCGACGCUGAUAAGCUGAUAGCUGAAGCGCGGGACCACCGGAUCCACAAGCACACCGGGAAGCGGUCGGACUUGCACGGCAUACCCUAUGCCUCCCGCUAUGAGAUCGAUCAGGAGCUCCCGAGGUUCAAGAUGCCUGAUUCGGGGGUAGACCCGAAGGCUGCUUAUCAGCUUUUGCACGAUGAGCUGCUUCUCGACGGUAACCCCAACAUGAACCUUGCAUCCUUUGUCCACACAUGGGUCCCGGAUGAGUGCCAGAAGCUCAUGGAGGAGAACCUCAACAAGAAUUUGGUUGACCAGGACGAGUACCCUGCCGCACAGCAGAUUCAUGAGCGCUGCGUCUCCAUGAUCGCCAACCUUUGGCACGCGCCCGGCGACUCAUCCGCAGCCAUCGGAACAGCCACCACCGGCUCAUCUGAAGCCAUCAUGCUCGGCGGUCUCUCCCUCAAGCGGAGAUGGCAGGAGAAGAUGAAGGCUGCCGGCAAAGACAUCCACCACCCCGGUCCGAACAUCGUGAUGGGCGCAGAGGCCCAGGUCGCGCUCGAGAAGUUUGCGAGGUACUUUGAGGUCGAGUGCAGGCUGGUCCCUGUUACUCCCGAAAGUAACUUCGUUAUGGACGCCAAGGACGCGAUGAAAUUCGUGGAUGAGAAUACUAUCGGUGUCUUUGUCAUCCUUGGCUCGACUUACACCGGUGUCUUUGAGUCGGUCACCGAGAUGUCGGCCGAGCUCGACAGAUACGAGGAGAAGACGGGCAUCCAUAUUCCCAUCCACGUAGAUGCUGCUUCCGGCGGAUUCGUCGCGCCGUUUGCGUAUCCGGAGUACAAGUGGGACUUUAAGCUCCCGCGUGUGCAAAGUAUCAAUGCCUCUGGCCACAAGUACGGGAUGAGUGCCGUCGGUGUCGGAUGGAUCAUCUGGCGCAGCCCUGAGUUCCUGCCCCAGGACCUCAUCUUUGAGCUGCACUACCUCGGCCAGACCGACUACUCGUACAACCUGAACUUCUCGCGCCCUGCGCACCCCAUCCUUGCCCAGAUGUUCAACUUCAUCAACCUCGGCUUUUCGGGCUAUCGCCGUAUCAUGCUCAACAACCUGUCCAAAGCGCGACUCGUCUCCCACGCUCUCGAGAACUCGGGCUACUACUCGAUCCUCUCCAAUGUACACCGCGCCAAGCCCACCCCACCCCUCUCGGAGAUGGCGGGGCAGGUCAUCAAAGGCCAUAACCCGCUGGACGAGGAGGACGCGGCAUUCUACAACGAGGGACUCCCCGUCGUCUCCUUCCGAUUCACAGACGAGAUCAAGGCGCAGUACCCAGAAGUCAAGCAGGCAUGGGUGCAGGAGCAGCUUCGCGCUAUUGGCUGGAUCGUCCCCAACUACCCCCUCCCGCCCGCUGCGGAGAAUAUCGAGAUCCUCCGAGUCGUUAUCCGCGAAUCCCUCUCGGGCGACUUGGUCCGGAAACUCAUCACCGACAUUCUGCAAGUGACCGAGACGCUUCUCGAGUCGGGCGGACCCAGUUUGAGCAUGAUGAUGGCUGCCAAGACAGCGAACCAGGAUAAGAAGUCGGAUGAGAAGCACGGGGAUCUGGCGAGGGGGGAUAUCAAGGAGAAUACCUCGACCUGGGCCAAGCCUUGUUAG